CUGCCAUGGCGGCCUCCGUCGCGCUGAUUCAAGGAGCCAGCAGAGGACUGGGGCUUGAAUUCUGCAAACACAUUUUAAAAAACAAAAGCCUCGCCGCUGUCGUAGCGACAUGUCGCAACCCGGACGGGGCGGCCGACCUGCGGGGUCUGGCCGGCCAACACCCGGGAAGGGUGACGGUCCUCAAGCUGGACGUGAACCGGGAGGAGGACGUCCGCGGAGCUGCGGAGCGGGUGAAGGAGAGCUUCGGGCGGCUGGAUCUGAUCGUCAACGCCUCGGCGAUGCUUCACCCAUCCGGGAAAGGAGAGACCAGCCUGAGGGAUGUUUCUGCACAGGGCGUCAUUUCCACCCUGACGACCAACACAGUGGGUCCUCUGGUCAUGGCCAAGUACUUUGCCCCGCUCCUUCAGAAGGGCGGCGGCGGUUUCGGUCAGCAGCCGGCAGAGAAAGCAAAGCAGCACGGCGGCAUCAUCGUCAACAUCACGGCCAAAGUCGGCUCCAUCGGAGACAACGGUCUGGGUGGUUGGUACAGCUACAGGAUGUCUAAAGCAGCUCUCAACAUGGCCACCAGGAAUCUGUCUAUAGAGCUUGGCCGCGGUCGACCAAAGGUGGUGUGCGUGUCUUUACAUCCAGGAACAGUCGACACCGACCUCUCCCGACCUUAUCACAGGAAUGUGCCCAAAGACAAGCUGUUCAGCCCGGAGCACUCCGUGAACUGUCUGAUGGGCAUCAUAGAGUCUCUGAGCAUCGAAAAGACUGGAAAGGCGUACAACUGGGACGGGACCGAGCUUCCCUGGUAGAACCGGUGAACGGACCACGAGGGAGAUUCAUGUUAAAUCCCUGUGCUGAGACUGUGGCUUUACUCCAUCCAGUGGUGUCCUGGUGGAGUCUAAGAUGAACCUCUUCUACCUCAAAAUCAGCCCAAGUGCUUGAAUCGCUCCUGACGCUUGAUAAUGAAACCAUGACAUCAUAAAGCCUGGAUGUGACCUUAAGAGUUCAUGCAACUGUUACUACACUUUAAAUUUAAGGCAGUUCGGGUCAUUUUGUCGCUAGAAAUCAUUUACUAUCAAACUAAUCUUGACAUUUUUUUGCAGUAUUAAUCCAUAUUACUAAGUGGUUUAUAUUAAAGGAAAUAUAUUAUCUGA
This is a messenger RNA of Stegastes partitus (bicolor damselfish), 1142 nucleotides long. RefSeq lists its product as uncharacterized. Gene Ontology annotation, cellular component: cytoplasm. The coding region runs from base 6 to 797 and encodes 263 amino acids. The record is from RefSeq and is a predicted model, not a curated record. NCBI's taxonomy places the organism in Eukaryota, Metazoa, Chordata, Actinopteri, Pomacentridae. The transcript has 4 exons. Gene Ontology annotation, molecular function: oxidoreductase activity.